AUGACAGAGACACGUGAAGAAGUAAUAACAAAAUUAAUAAACCAAUUAAAUGAUUCAACAUAUGAAGAUGAUAAAAUUGAUGCAUUAACUAAUAUCUAUGUAAUGGCACUAGAGUUUCCUACUCUUAUUUUAAAUCACUUUAAUGAUAUUUUAGCAAAUACAUUUAGUUUAGAACACAGGGAGUUUCAAUAUAAAAUAUUAAGAAUUAUAUCUGCAUUUUCUGAUGAGUUGGUGAUUGACAAAGAAACUACGGUUAUUUUAUUUACUGCAAAUGCUUAUGAAGUUGGUUCAGUGCUUAACCUUUUUUAUUCAGAAAAAAUUUUUAGAGAAUUAAUUAAGUUUGAAGGUGUGAUACCUUUUGUAUUGAAUUUAGCUAGAAUUGGGCCAUUUAAAAUAUUUAAAAGAUUUCUUAUUUUAGAUGCUAAGUUUAAUGAAAAACUAUGUAUAACUGGUUUAUUUGAGGUUUUGGUGUGUAAACCGAUCAAAUAUGAGAAGUUAACAUUAAUUAAGAAAUUAAUGAAUGAAUCAUUGGUCAAUUCAGAAUAUUUUGUUAUGAAGCAAUAUCACAAGGAACUUAUUGAGUUAUUUGAUUUUCAAUUGUUUUGUUUGUGUUUGGAUACUAUGAUACCUGGAGUUAAAACUGAUUUUGAAAUACAAAAAUUACUAUAUAAGGCAAUUACAGAUCAAGAAUAUGAAUUUUUAUAUAAGAUGUCAGAUAACAAUACAAAGAUACUUAAUUUUUUAAUAAAAUCCCUGAAUUAUGAUGAGUUAGUAGAUUCUGUUGAUAGUAGUUAUUUUGGGGCUAGUUUGUUAGAGUUAAUUAUUUUAAAAGAUCCAUCUAAGAUAAAUCCAAAUCAAUCAAUAUUAACUAAUUUACUUUUAAAUCUCAAUGGUAUUGAUUGUGAACAGUUAAAUGUAUUUAGAAAUAAUUUAGAACUUAAUGAAGUUAAGUUGUGUUAUUUAAUAUUUUUUGUAGCUGAUAUAACACAAUAUUAUGAUCUGUUACUAGAGAAACUUCUUCAAUAUAAUUUCUUUAAAGAUACAGAUAAUAUAACAUUUCAAUUACUUGUAUUAUUAUUGAAUUUACAUAACAAGAGACAAAACCUAACAAACGAACAAAUUAUUUAUCUUUUAAGAAAACUAAGAAUAAAAUGUGAACAUUGUGUAUUUUCUAGACAAAUAGAUGGCAUACUUUCAACAACAAUAUCUGAAGUUAUAAAUGAAAUGGAAAAAUUAAUUAGAGAUGAACUUUUAUCAACAAAUAACAGUGAUGAGAUAAUUGAUAAGACUUAUUCCAAAUCUGUUAAACCUGAAGAAAAGCAAAUAGAACCUGAUAAUUCAAUGUUUGAUAUAAAUGAUUAUGAAAAAAUUAAUAACGGACUGCAAUACCUUUUUAAAUUUUUUAAAAGAUGA
This is a messenger RNA of Hepatospora eriocheir, 1413 nucleotides long. Lineage: Eukaryota; Fungi; Microsporidia; Hepatosporidae. The record is from the annotation of a GenBank genome assembly.